GCUUCCGGCUGCACCCCGCUCAGCUCCCUCCUGGAUGUGUCCGGGUUCCGCUCCGGCGACCUGGAGCCGCCGGAACCUGAAAGGCUAUGGCUGUUGUGGGUUCUGUGAGGGCGGCAUUGCAGGUGGCCGAAGUGUUAGAAACCAUCGUGAGCUGCUGCUUGGGGCCCGAAGGGCGGCAGAUUCUGUGUACGAAGCCCACUGGCGAGGUGCUGCUCAGCCGGGACGGAGGCCUCCUCCUGAAGGCGCUGCAUUUAGAGCAUCCCAUAGCCAGGAUGAUGGUGGCAUGUGUUUCCAGUCAUCUAAGAAAAACAGGAGAUGGUGCUAAAACAUUUAUUAUCUUUCUUUGCCACUUACUCAGAGAAUUCCAUGCAAUCACAGACAAAGAAAAGGAUUCUUUAUUUUUCAAAAAUAUUCAAACCCAUGGAAGGCAUUGGAAAAAUUGUUGUCAGUGGAAAUUUAUUUCCCAAGCUCUUCUAACAUUUCAGACACAAGUAUUAGACUAUGUUAUGGAUCAUUACUUAAGUAGACACUUUUUGUCCAUCUUUUCUUCAUCCACUAAAAAGAGAACAUUGUGUAGAAGUUCUUUAGAGAUGCUCUUAGAAGCAUUUUUUUGUGGAAGAGUGGGAAGAAAUAAUCACACCUUUAUUUCACAGUUGAUGUGUGACUACUUUUUCAACUGUAUGUCCUGUGAAAGUGAAUUUGAAGAAGUAUUUGAGUUAGUCGAUGACUGUUUUGUUGAGUUGAAAGUUGGUGUCACCGGCCUUCCUGUUUCCGAUUCCAGGAUCAUAGCUGGGCUUGUGCUUCACAGAGACUUUUCUGUAUACUGUCCAGCAGAUGGUGACAUAAGAAUAGUGAUAGUAACUGAAACCAUUCAGCCUCUUUUUUCAACUUCUGGAUCAGAGUUUAUUCUAAAUUCAGAACAACAGUUUCAGACAUCUCAGUUUUGGAUUAAAGAAAAGACAAAAGCAAUAGUGAAACAUUUACAGAGUGAGAAUGUAAGAUUGCUCCUAUCUAGUGUGAAGCAACCAGACUUAGUAAUUUAUUAUGCAAGACUGAAUGGCAUAUCCGUGGUGGAGUGUUUAUCAUCUGAAGAACUUUCUCUUAUCCAGAAGGUCACUGGUAUUGCUCCCUUUGUACUACCACAGGCCUCUUCACAGUAUGAAAUCUCUAAUACUGCUUUGGUGAAAUUUUGUAAGCCCCUUAUCCUUAGAUCCAAAAGGUAUGUUCAUCUUGGCUUGAUUAGCACAUGUUCAUUUAUACCACACUGUAUAGUACUUUGUGGACCAGUGCAAGGUCUUGUUGAACAACAUGAGGGUGCUCUACAUGGAGCAUUUAAAAUGCUUCGGCAGUUAUUUAAAGACCUUAAUCUAAAUUAUGUGACACGAGCAAGUGACCAAAAUUGUACAUCAAGUACUAAUGUUUAUAAGAAUAGUAGAGAAAGAAAUCAGUUAUCAGAAAUUGUUAACAGCUCAGUUCAAAGGCCAUAUCAGGGCACAGUUGUAAAGAAUGAAGAUGAACUGGCAAAAACUCAUUCAUAUUCAAAAGUAUGUUCAAAUUUGGUAGUUCCAGGUAUAGAAUUAGAAACAUACAUACCAUGUUCAAUACCGGAAGUGAUGCCAGCAAAUACAUACCAGACAGAUGAAACAUUGAGAUAUUUAUCUCCAGACAAAGCCAAGAUAAUCGAUGACCAUGAACCAUUUAUUGAGAGUGAUUCUGCUAACUCAAGAACAGAAAAUACUAGGAUAGAAAUUUCCUUUGAAAAUGUACAGGUCACAAAAAUUGCUGAAAAGAGGAGUAUAUUACCAGUGAGAUAUAAGUCAUUAGAAAUGAGUGCUUCCCAGAGUUACUGUUUCUCAUGUAUACCAGCUGGUUGUGUUUUGCCAGUGGGUGGUAAUUUUGAGAUCUUACUGCAUUACUAUCUUCUCAACUAUGCCAAAAAAUUCCAGCAAUCAGAGGAAACCAUGGUUAGUAUCAUAAUAGCUAAUGCACUAUUAGGCAUUCCCAAAACCUUGUAUAAGUCUAAGAAAGGAAAUAAAUGUUUCCCACAAAUAUAUACAAGAGCUCUCCAUGCACUGCAAACCAAUCAACCCAUGGUAAGCAAUCCAGCAGGUUUGGAAUCAGUUGCUGGUAAAUACCAGUUACUAACUUCAGUUCUUCAGUGUUUGACAAACAUUUUAACCAUUGAUUUGGUAAUCAAUAUUAAGAGACUACCGCAGGAAAUUUAUGAUGAAGAUUCAGAAGAAGAACUAUAAAAUUUGGAGUGUUUUAUUAGCAAAGUUAUCCAACUCAAACCAUAAAACAAAGCAGGCAUGUGACCACUGAUUCUCAAAUCAAUUCAGUCCAGUUAGACAAACAGCAUAAAUUUAAAAGUCUUUAGAAAAGUAUACAAGGCCAUUGGACAUUCAGGCAGAAAUAUUAGAUACUACAUUAUUGGAACAGUUUUGGGGAGGAAGCCUUCUGGAUGAGUGAAGCCAAGAUCUGAGUAAGUGUCUUUCUUCCCCCUCAGUAAUCCUCUGCCUCAGAUCUGUGUUAGUCUGUAUGUUUGGGGAAGGGUGUUUCUUUAUCAUUUUUACUUUUCUGUAUCUUUUUUCAUUCCUCAUCUCUCUUGCCUCUUCUCUCUUGCCUUUAUGUAUUUAGUUAAUAGAACAAUUUAAUCUCAGAUUUGGAUGAGGUCUUCAAAUGCCAUUCUGCUUUGUUUGUAACAUAAAGCAUUGUUUGUAUCAUUUAAAAUAAUUUAUUUUUGGGAGUUCCCAUUGUGGCUCAGUGGUUAAGGAAUCUGACUAGGAACCAUGAGGUUGCAGGUUCAAUCCCUGGCCUUGCUCAGUGGGUUAAGGAUCUGGCGUUGCCAUGAGCUGUGGUGUAGGUUGCAGGCGGGGCUCGGAUCCCAUGUUGCUGUGGCUCUGGUGUAGGCUGGCGGCUACAGCUCCAAUUAGACCCCUAGCCUGGGAACCUCCAAAAAAUAAAAAUAAAUAAAUAAAUAAAUAAAUAAUUUAUUUUCCCUGCCCAUAAUUCUGAAGCAGUGAGUAAAUGUCUCAUUUUUUCCCCUCAAAUAGCAUAUAAAUAAAAUUAGUUUUUAACUCUUAUGUGGCCCCUUGUUUAUUUCCAUUUCAUGAGGAAAAUCCUGGAUAGAUUUUUUUCGCCAUCUGUAAACCAUUGAGUGUAUUACCUGAAAUAUGACUCUGUGCCUUAUAAAAUUAUUUUCAUUUCUUUAGUUGAAAUUUAAUUCCAGAAAGGGCAUAAAAUUCAUACUAUCAUUUUCUUCUGUCCCCCAAGAGCUUGCAAAAAUAAUUCAUAUAUUUGCUGAUUUUUAUUGUAUUUGGUGCAUAGACAGAGUUCAAUAGUAGCAAAUAAUCUGAGAAUUACAGUCCAUUCUGCAUCCAUGGAUUCAACCAACUGUGGAUUACAAUAUUCCAGGGAAAAAAAUUCCUGAAAGUUCCAAAAAGCAAAACUUUAAUUUGCCAGGUGCACUGGCAGCUACUUAGCAUUUAUAUUAUGUUAGCUAUUAUAAGUAAUCUAGAGAUGAUUUGAAGUGCACAAUGUGGUGUGCAUAGGUUAUAUGCAAAUGCUGUGCUAUUUAUAUAAGGGACUUGAGCAUCCACAGAUUUUGGUGUCCACAGUGGGGUUUCUGGAACUAGUCCCUCUUGGAUACUGAGAGACAGCUGUUUUUCCAAAAUAAAUUUUUUAAUGUAUAUAUUUUAUUUUAAAGGUUUAUAAAUGAAAAUACUAUUGUGCAUCUAGCCAUGAAUAAGGACAGUGUCUUCUGCUUUUAGUAGUUCUCUGUAACACCCAAGGCAGUGGUAUGUUUAUACCAAGAAUUGAGAAGUGCUUGUUGAAUAAAACUGUUAUCUUUAAUAUGUUCUAAUUACAUGUUUCCAGUUUACUAAUUCAGCAAAUUCUUACUAAGCGCUUACUAUGUGCCAGAUACUUAACAUACCACAGUAAACAAGUAGAUUUGGUUCCUACCUUCACGCACCUUUCGUCAGAGGUUAAUGGAUAGUAGAUAGUGAUACUUAGAUGAUUUGAAUCACUGUAUUACCUCUGGGAGUUGCCUGGAUUUAGCUGGACAUCUUUCACUGUAUUCUGUUGGUUGAGGCAGCAGUAUAAAGUUCAGCUGAAGUUUAAGGGGAGGGAACACAAGCCCUACCACUCAAUGGGAAAUGUCAGUAUCACAUUAUAGAAGAGCAUGUGGGAUAAGAUAUAUUGAGGCAGCUCACUGGAAAAUAGAAUCUGAUACACCAUAGGAGAGAACAGAGGACAACUUAUCAGCUGAGUUUUGUAUUGUUUCUGAAGUUACAUAUCAAUAUACCUCCCACAAACACAUUUUUCCCAAUAACUUUUUAUUAACAAUGUACCAAUUUCUUUCCCCAAUAACUUUUAUGAACUCCUUAUGUUUUCUCAUUGGAUCAGUACAAGCCAUUUUUAUUCCUAAAACAAUAGACAUUAAAUAGUUGAUCAUCCUUGAACUGUUUUAACCAGGGGGCUAUUUAACCUUGUUACACUGGAGUGUCGUGGUAUCCAUGUUUUAGACUAAGAGGGAUGGGGUACAGCAAUGCAGUUUGAGCCUGAACUUUUGUCAGAAAUUACUCAUCACCUCCCAAAAGGAAUAGAAUAUGUUUUUCCCAUCAUCACAGCACAGCAGAGAAAACAAAAACUACAGUUUGGCAGAGGGCAGGGUAACGACAAUGUGUGUGUGUGUGUGUGUAUCAGCUUUGUUCAUAGCAAGAGACUGGUAACAACCUAAACUCUAGAUAGAACACAAACUAAAUGGGAUAGGGACAGUGAUUAGUGGAGGAAAGGUGUGUAGGGAAGAGGUAGACAGGUGAUUUCUCAGUGUAUAGCUUAUGCCAUUUUGAUUUUGGAACCAUUUGAAUACUACUUAUUCAAAUGAAAUAAAUUUUUUAAAAAUAGAGAAAACACAUUUUUUUUUCUUUUCUAGAGCCUCACCCGUGGCAUAUGGAGGUUCCCAGGCUAGAGGUCUAAUCAGAGCUGUUGCUGCUGGCCUCUGCCACAGCCACAGCAACACCAGAUUGGAGCCGAGUCUGCGACGUACACCACAGCUCCCGGCAACACUGGAUCCUUAACCCGCUGAACGAGGCCAAGGAUCGAACCCACAACCUCAUGGUUCCUAGUCAGAUUUGUUAACCACUUAGCCACAAUGGGAACUCCGAGAAAACACAUAUAGAAUGCCCGCCCCCCUAGUAGUGACAGAGUAAUAAGGAUCCUGAUCUAAGGAAUUGCAAGGUCAUGGAAGAAAAACCAUGUAAGAGACACAGGAAUGGAUCAGUAGUAUUUUACAACAGAAAAGUGAUACAAUUAAAAGUGGGAAUAUUCUCUUAGCUGUACCUGGCUAGGGGUUUUCUCAACAAUUCUGAAAACAUUCUCCCUUAGCAGGCUACUUACUCCAAGCCAAGGAAGUGCUGGCAAGCAAUGUGGCUUUCAUUUCCUCAACAAUUUCCAGUCAUGGGUCUGGCUUCCCCUUCUGCAGACUCAGCAUCAGAUUUUGUCAGCUCAUUGAGAACGGCUGUCUCAAGGACUGACUCAAACCAAACUUGUGAGUGUGGUCAAUUUAUUUACAACGAGUAUUGUCCCAGGAACUAGAAUAUUCCAUGUCCAUCUGAUCAGCCUUUAUGUAUAGAUCUAUAUAUGGGAAGUCAAAUGAUCAGGUGGUUGCUCAAUAAGCAUGGAAUCAGAACAAGAGAAAUCAAAUUAACUUCCUGAGCCUCCUCCCAGCCAGUUAUGGUCCAGUUCCCCAGUGCUCAGUCCUCAGUCUUCACCUAUAUUUGGUUCCUACGGGAUCCUAUCCAGUUCUGUAACUUGAGUACCACUCCAUGCUGAUGAUUUUAAAUUUUGUAUUUCCAGUCAGUCAUUCUCUGAACUCCCAACUCAUUUAUGCAACUCCCAACCUAGUCUCCACAUGGAUGCUUAACUUGUCCAAAAUAGGACCUCUAUUUCUCAUCCCCUAAACCUGGACCUUACCCUGCUGUCCAAUCUCAGUUAAUGGCAUCACCAAUUUCCCACUUACUUGGGACAAAAUUCUGAAAGACACCUUGGCUCCAGUCUUUCCUUCAGAUCCCACAGCUAGUCCACGAGCAAUCCUGCUGGCUCCACAUAUAAAGUAGAUUUUCCAAUCCACUCAUUUCUCAUGAUUGCCUUUCCAGCCCAAAUCACUUCAUCUCUCUCACCUGCAACAGCCUCCUAAUGCUCUUCUUUGCUUGUCUCACCUUGAGUGUGAUUUCCCAUAAACUUUUUAUUUAAAAAUUUUUAACCCCCCCCCAAAAAAAAGUUGGAAAAAGAGCAGAACAAACUCCCAUAUACCCUUCAUCUAGUUCCACAAAUUACUGUUUUACCUUUGUGCGUGCACACACACAAACACACAUUUUAUUGAACUAUUUGAAAACAAGUUGUAUUCCUAAAUACAUCGGUAUAUAUUUCCCAUGAACAAGGAUUUCACUUACAUGACUGAAUGAUGUUUUUAAAAUGCAUAUCCUGUCAUGUCAUUCUUCUCCUCAAAGUCCUCUAAGGUUUUUCCUUCACAGAGGAUGAAAUCCAAAUUUAUUGUAGUCUACAGGGCCGUAUGUGAACUGUCCUUUGCUUAUCCCUUAAACCUCAUCUCCUACCACUCUCAUCUACCUUUCUCCCUACCAGGUACACUAUCAGUCAGGACAAGUUAGGCCACACUGAGGUAACAAAUAACUCCAAAUCUCAGGAGGCUUAACAGUACAAAUUGAUUUCUUGCUCACAUUCAUGUCUGUUAAAAGUCUGAUUGGAACACUGACCCCACACUGUUUUCGUCAUCAUUCCUAGAAAGGCUAAUGGAGUAGCCACUAUCUUGAGUGUUACCAAUCAUGCCAGAGGGAGAGAAAAAAAGAGAUCUAGAGGGUCUUGUGUUGGCUCUGUUCAUAGCUGGACAUGUCAUUUCUGCCUACUGUCCAGAAUUAGUCACAUGGUGCUAUCCAUCCUCAGAAGAAGCAGGUAGUACAAUCCUACCUUGUGCCUGGAAGGAGAGAGAACCAGAACAUUUGGCACACAGCACAAUGGCUUCCUUUCUGUCCCUUGAACACAAAAGUUCAUUCCAGUCUCUAAGCUUUCCAUUUGCUAUUCUGUCUUCUUUAAACUCUUCCCCUCUGAUCUUCAUAUGGCUCACUUCCUCACUUUAUUCAUGUAUCUCUGCUUUAUUGUCACCUCCAGGGUACCUUUCUUGACCUUUCAGUCUAAGAUAAUAUCAUAUUGCUUCCCCAUGCCCUCCCUUGUUCCCUACUUCCUACCUGGUUAAGCUCUUUUUGAAGCACAUAUCUGAUGUUAUUAGUGUGUGUGUUUAUUUUUUGUAUUGACUGCGUUCUCCACCAUAAUGUAAACCCCAUGAGGACUCCAACUUUUUCACAUCUAUAUUUCCAGCAUGUAGGAUAGUGCUAGGUUAAGUAGGCACUCAAUAAAGUUUAGUGAAUGAAUGAUUGAAUAGAAGUGAACCAAUUGAAAGAAUGACUAAGUUUCCCUUCUGAGUGGUGAUGGGAUAGAUCCAACCAGAUUUGGCCUCAAUGACUAUUUUAGUUUCCCACACCACCUAAACUCUGAUGGAUCUAAUUUUUUUCUUAUUAUUAAACUACUAAAUCACUGCAGAGUCUAUCAGCCUGGGAGCCAUUCUUUUUCUUUCAGAUGACUUAGGACGUCUCUGUCCUAAACAGUCUUUUGGCCAUUUUAAAGAGUAGCUCUCAGUAGGAAAUUUUAUUCCCAAGUCUGUGCCGAAAGCCUCCCUGUAGCCUUAUGUAUUGAUGACAUGUUGUAUUUUGGUUGAAUUGAAUUUAUGCUUAGGUUGACAGUAUGGCACAUAUGCAUAAUGCUUGCAGUCUCUGUUGUUUACAACUAUUUCUUUGGAUGUUUUUAUUUAGCUUCAAGUAAAAUCCCAAUCAAUUAUAAAUAGAUAUUUGGGUGAAAAACCCCUGAUCAUAGCAACCAAAGUUCUUGUGCCCAGAUUAAACACAGGUGUGCUCCAAGAAACUACCUAUGGAGGUUUCCAUUAUUUGUCUCCCACUAUAGAAAAAUACCUGCAGCAACAAAUGUUGAGAAGGGGAGAGGGGGCUCCAUGGUAUAUUUAAUCUUAAUGCAUAUUCUAAAAGUAUGUUUAUGCAAAACUUUUGGGGACUUGACUUGUGUUUCUGUCACAGUUUGCACAUCAUUUGUACCUAAUAAACUCCUAUAUUAAAUUCU
This is a messenger RNA of Sus scrofa (pig), 8205 nucleotides long. It is a transcript of the gene BBS10, whose product is annotated as Bardet-Biedl syndrome 10. Gene Ontology annotation, molecular function: ATP binding. Lineage: Eukaryota; Metazoa; Chordata; Mammalia; Artiodactyla; Suidae. The record is from RefSeq and is a predicted model, not a curated record. Gene Ontology annotation, biological process: chaperone-mediated protein complex assembly.